This is a messenger RNA of Calidris pugnax (ruff), 1448 nucleotides long. RefSeq names its product peroxisomal biogenesis factor 2 (gene PEX2). The transcript is spliced from 2 exons. Gene Ontology annotation, biological process: protein import into peroxisome matrix. The coding region runs from base 256 to 1170 and encodes 304 amino acids. The record is from RefSeq and is a predicted model, not a curated record. Gene Ontology annotation, cellular component: peroxisomal membrane. Gene Ontology annotation, molecular function: zinc ion binding. Lineage: Eukaryota; Metazoa; Chordata; Aves; Charadriiformes; Scolopacidae.
CCGCAGCCGCUCUAGGCACCGGGAGCUGGCUCUAUGACCCGGCGGGGCCUGCUGGCGGGACGGGGCCGGCGGCCCGAGGGGAGAACCCCCGGGGGCGGCUGAGGGGACAACCCCCGGGGCGGCCCGAGGAGGCUCCGUCCGCGCAGGUCCUCCCUCGGAGGCUGGAGGCCGAGCCCGUCGCACCCGUAGCCCUGCCGAGCCCCGGCGGCCUGGGCCCGGCGGCGGCGCAGUCCUAGAAAGUUUUUGGGUGAAGAAAUGGCCUCCAGCCCUGGGAAGGAAAAGAGUGUGAAUCCUGUGCUCAGAAUAAGUCAACUCGAUGCUCUUGAGCUGAACAGAGCCCUGGAACAACUGGUGUGGUCCCAGUUCACCACCUGCUUCCAUGGAUUUAAGCCGGGGGUGUUGGCUCAUGUUGAACCAGAACUGAAAGCGUUUUUAUGGCUUGUGUUGUGGAGAUUCACUGUCUAUUCCAAGAACGCGACGGUGGGACAGGCCAUUCUGAAUAUUCAGUACAAGAAUAACUUCUCUCAGACGGAGAAGUACCAGCCUCUGAGCAAACACCAGAAGCUGUGGUACCUCAUCCUCACUGUUGGUGGAAGGUGGCUGGAGGAAAGAUGUUACGAUUUGUUUAGCAAUCGUCAGCUGCAGGCUUUCUGCAGAAUGAAGCCUUAUAUUAACUUUGGAGCUGGACUUCUUAAACUUUGUGGCCUUGUAAAUUUUCUGGUUUUUCUUCAGAAAGGAACGUUUGCGACGCUCACAGAGCGCGUCCUGGGGAUUAGGUCAGUUUUUUGCAAGCCGCCAAGCGUGCGUCAGGUAGGGUUUGAGUACAUGAACAGGGAGCUGCUGUGGCAUGGCUUUGCUGAGUUCCUGAUCUAUCUGCUGCCGCUAAUUAAUGUGCAGAAACUGAAACUCAAAAUUUCCUCUUGGUGUUUGCCUAUUGCGGGUCUUUCCGACGGUGACAACGCGUUAGCAGCUCAGGGCAGAGAGUGCUCGCUGUGCGGGGAAUGGCCAACCCUGCCCCACACCAUAGGCUGUCCCCACGUCUUCUGUUACUACUGCAUUAAGAGCAACUACUUAUCUGAUAUGUAUUUUACCUGUCCUAAGUGUGGCUCGGAGGUACACAGUCUGCAGCCACUGAAACACAGAAUUGAAAUGACAGACCUGCGUGCCUGACGGGGACUUGAUGUGGGUUUGUACUGUACAUGAAAUAUUAUGUUACAGAGAUGAAUGGAAAAAUUCAGAAACUAUCAUAACAGACAGCUUAAAAGUGGGCUUGGAGACUCUGUCAUUUGUUGUAACGUGUGUCUUCACUGAUAUUAUUUGUUUUACUGAGCGACGGUGGCACCUUGGCUCUGCUCUCUCACAGAAUCACAGAAUCUUAGUGGUUGGAAGGGACCUCUGAGAUCAUCGAGUCCAACCACAAAAAAAAAAACAAAACAAAACAAAAAAAA